CACAAUAACACAUGCUUAGGGAUGGAUGAUUAAUUGAAUUGUCAUGAAUUUCUUGCUAUGUGAUUUUUACUUAUCCUCCAAGGUGGUUCUCCCUAUUGAGGCAAAUAGUUCCGUAGUAUUAUGCCAAAAAAUGACAACAUCAUUAUGUCUAAGAUGUACAUCUCAAUUAUUUAGUCAUUAAGUAUGUUUUUAUUUCAAUUAUUGUUAAGAUUGUAUCUAUAUCAUAUUGUUUUUAGUAAUUAUUUUUGCAGUUCUACAUCUCAAAUAAAUAUUGUCCUUGGAAAAUCAUUAAAUCAGUCAAAUCAUGCUUCAUUUAGAUCUUAAAAAUUGAAGGUAAUAAGAUAUUUAAGUUAGCAUAAUUAUAAAUCAUUAUGGAAAUAUAAUUACUAUAUUCAUGACUAGAAAAACAACUUGAAUUUGCAAAUACUUAUCAGUAUGUGUACCUCAAAUGCAACGAUCCAUUUAUUCACGUUCACGAAAGCUAACAAUGGCCGAAAUCCCUCCACAAACAUAUAUACUCGGCUGCACCCCAAGCCCUAACCCACGUCAGAAAAGAAAAAUAUGUACAUGGGUACUUAAACCUAACUUCUAACACAAGUCAGUGAUAGAAUGAGGGGACAUCCCCAUCCUUAUCUCCUACAAAUGAAGACAAUGGAGUUGGAGUUUCAUAUCAAGAUCACCGGUUACAACAUUGCAGACUCUAUAAGUGAGUUCGACAGAUAAGGAAAAGUAAAUUCUUACUUGCGCAUAAAUUAUAUUUCAUCAUUAAAAUUUUAUCUCAAUACAAUGCAAGAGAAGAAGAAAAAGCAUGCCUAUGGUGAAGGUUGUAGGUAUGAUGAGAGCGAGGAUUUUGGAACCCGAGAUUGAUUAAUCAAAAGAUACUAAGUAUAGGAGAAUUGGCCAAAACUAAGGAGAGAAAUAGACAACAAGAUAAAGAAUAAUUCAUGCUAUAUGAAUAUUAAGCGAAUUGAGAGCCAUAGGAAUAAAAUUUAUAAAAAUCCAAGGAUAUGUAAUAAUGAAUUAAGUUUUGGGGACAAUAAGGUUUGGAUGGCUAAAAAUAUAAAAAUGGUUGAGAAAAUUCUUACCCUCAAUGAUAAUCAUAAUAAUAACUAAUAAUUCAUCAAUACAUCCCCUCUAAAAGAUUAUUUUCCUCGAGAUUUGGUAUAAACUAAUUCAUAUACUUCCUUUUCAAGGUUCGACCGCUCUUUCACUUCCAAUUUAAUCCAACUCCUGCAAUGAAUUCAUUACGACAAAAUAAAUGUCUCAAUUGAAAAUGUAGUUGCACCAUCCUUCUUGGUCAUAAUUGUUGUUUCUUUGACACCGAGAUAUAUGCCGAACCUUCCAUGUAAAUUCCACAAAUUCGUUGAAGACAAUUAAUAUGAGUUGUAACGACAUAAGCGACAGUGUUGGGUGAUAGGAUAACUAGACUAUGAUACCAUUUGAUGAAAGAGAGGAUCUUGGUAUCCAUGAUUGAUUAACAUAAAGAUAUAAUUAGAGGAGAAUUGGACAAAAAUACGGAAAAUAAAUAGACUAUGAGAUAAUAAAUAAUUAGAGGAGAUCAAACUAUAGAAUUUAGAGAGCCCAUAAGAGACUUGAUAAAUCCAAGAAGAUGUAGAACAAGUAUGGAGAGGACAAAAUUAAGAGCAUUAGAGAGGAAGAACAGAGAGAGGUUUCAGAUAAUUGAUAAGGUAAAUCUUUUGUUCUUCUUUAGUAAUUUAACUUAAUGAAUAAAGUACAUUUUUGUUAGUGGAUAUAAGGAUGUUGAUGGGGAAGCAAUCUCAAAUAAGUUCAAAAAAAUUGCAUUCAUUUUGAUAUCGAGGUAAAUCUAAAUGCAGUUUGAUACAAUUUUUAUAUGUCACUUCCCUUACACAUGUUUUUUUUUUUACUUUUGAUAAAAAAUUUGGACAAUAAUCCGUUAGGAUGUUAUCAAAAAAAGUUAUGAUAUGUAUAUUUCUUUUUGAUUUUUUUGGUGAUGAAAUAAUUUAAAUUAUUUUAUAAACCCUACAAAAAUGUGUCAUGUCUCCUACAAUUAUAACUUUUGUUUAAGUUAUUGACCAAAUGAAUCCGACCAUCGGAUCGGGCCCUACUCUAGUAUGAGAAUGUGGGGAUUCAUGAAACCUUUGGCUGGUAAUGAAAGCUUGAGACUUGAGGUUUGUUUUAUUGUUGUCUUCAAUUUGGCCUUUAUUAGAAAUGGUUAUGGAGCUUAGCAGUAGCAAAGCAAAUGGGGUUUCAUGGAACUUAGCUGGUAAUGGCAUCAGUAGGAAGUAGGACUGAAGGAGUAAAUGCAGCUUGUCUAUGGCUCUUUUGGGGAGUGACAGAAAAUAGCAAAACCACAAAUUAAAACACUGCUCUGUCCUCUGUCCUUUCUUUCCGGACUCUCUCUCUCUCUCUCUCUCUGUUUGGUUUGUUUUAUACACCACGCCAUUAACGCCUGCCACUUCUCCCUUCUUCAGUUCUUCUUCUCCUCCUACUCCUACACCAGAAGAGUGAAACCAUUGAAAUCGAGACGGAGGAAAUUGGUUUAGAGGGAGGGAAAUCCGAUAUCCAACGGGCGAGAAUAGGAAGUGAAAGGGAAGAAUGGUGGGACCGUCCAGGCCGCAGUUCGUUCUCUUCGGCUCCUCCAUCGUUCAGCUCAGCUUCGGCAAUGGCGGUUGGGGUUCCUCUCUCUCCGAAAUCUACUCUCGCAGGGCAGAUGUGAUCUUACGAGGGUACUACGGAUGGAACUCGCGUCGUGCUGUUCAGGUGCUCGAUGACAUCUUCCCAAAGGAUGCUAGUGUGCAGCCAUCUUUAGUAAUUGUGUAUUUUGGUGGGAAUGAUUCGAUGGGUCCACACUCUUCUGGGUUAGGCCCUCAUGUUCCACUUCCUGAGUAUGUAGAAAACAUGAAGAAGAUCGCACUUCAUCUCAAGAGCCUUUCAAAGACGAUACGCAUAAUUUUUCUCAGCUGUCCUCCAGUUGAUGAGGUUAGAGUUCGUUCCAACGCAAGUGCAUACUUGAGCGAGCUGGUUAGGACAAAUGAACUCUGCAAAAAGUACUCGGAUGCAUGUAUAACGCUGUGCAAGGAACUGGACAUAAAGGUUGUUGAUCUUUACUCUGCACUUCAAACGAUAAGCGACUGGGAGACUGCAUGCUUCACGGAUGGGAUUCACUUAUCCGCAGAAGGAAGCAAAAUAGUGGUGAAGGAGAUACUGAAGGUGCUGAGAGAAGCAACAGAAUGGAGCCCCUCUUUGCACUGGAAAUCCAUGCCAGUUGAAUUCGCAGAGGAUUCUCCAUACGAUCUCGUAGCUGCCGAUGGGAAAAGGACUCUAAAUCCGUCGACUUGGAACUUCCACUGGGAGAGUCAAUGGGACUAAAACUAGAGAGGCAGUCUCAAGUAUUAGACGCAGAGAAGAUGGGAUUGAUUGCCGAUGCAGAUGAAAAACUCAACUUCUUCUGCAAAGGGAUCAGCAGAACUGGAGUCGAUUUGUACAGCAUCUUCAUCAUCAUCCACUUUGUAGAGGGUCAAAGAAAGGCAAACUGAGUCAGUUCUGAUUAAUAUGGUCAAGUCUCUUAAAUAGGAAUGCUUUAGUAGGAUUGGGUUGUUGGGAAUGUUGGUGAAAACCGAUAGUUUGCAGUUUUCUCCAUCAAAAUUAGACAUUUCGUUAAGUAAUCACAUAAAGGGCUAUUUGAUGCUUUAGUUUCUUCUUCAUUAGGUAUCGUGUAAGAGUUACUAAGAUAAUAUGUCACUAAAUCAAGGUUUAAAUGGUGUUUAUGCAUAUGAGAUGUUUACGAGCAUACCCUUGAAUGGAAGGCUUGGACUCUUGGCGUUUCUAGUUUCUACUAUCCAUAUUUUUCAAUUAAGUAGUUAUGUCCAACUUUCCAUCCGAUGUCCAGAGAGGCAUGAUGAUCACCGAGGAGAAUUAACGAUGACAGUUGAC
Linum trigynum is the source of this 3915-nucleotide messenger RNA. The record is from the annotation of a GenBank genome assembly. NCBI's taxonomy places the organism in Eukaryota, Viridiplantae, Streptophyta, Magnoliopsida, Malpighiales, Linaceae.